AUGUCCAGCCCCGUCGCAAAGAAAAUGAAGUCUACCAAGGUCAUCGGCACCCACUCGGGCACCUUCCACUGUGACGUCGACCCCCUGGACAUUGUCGUCGAUGUCGGCGGCGUGUACGACCCCGCCAAGCAGCGCUACGACCACCACCAGCGCGGCUUCACCGAGGUCUUUGGCUUUGGCGGCUUUGACCGCACCAAGCUCUCGUCCGCGGGCCUCGUGUACAAGCACUUUGGCAAGCACAUCAUCGCCAAGCAGCUCGGUGUCGCCGAGAGCGACCCCAAGGUCGAGACGCUCUGGCUGCAGCUCUACGGCGAGCUGAUCGAGUCGAUCGACGGCAUCGACAACGGCGUCAACAUUGCGCAGGGCGAGCUCGCGUACGCGCAGCGCACCGACCUGUCGUCGCGCGUGCGCCGCCUGAAUCCGCGCUGGAACGAGCCCGCGUCGGACGACGACUACGACGCGCGCUUCGCCGUCGCGUCCAAGACGACCGGUGACGAGUUCCUGCAGCAGCUCGACUACUUUGCCAACGCGUGGCUCCCGGCGCGCGACGUCGUCAAGGAGGCGCUCGAGAAGCGCCACGAGGUCGACCCCUCGGGCAAGAUUGUCGUGUUCAAGCAGGACCACCUCUUCUCGCUCGAGCCGACCAUGGCCAAGGAAACCAAGAUUCUCUACGUCCUCUACCCCGAGAACCCGGACAACGAGAACUCCAAGUGGCGCAUCCAGUGCGUCCCCGAGUCGCCCGACAGCUUCACCAACCGCAAGUCGCUCCCCGCCGCCUGGCGCGGCCUCCGCGACGAGGAGCUCUCGAAGGAGUCGGGCAUCCCUGGCGGUGUCUUUGUGCAUGCGAGCGGAUUCAUCGGCGGAAAUGAGACGUUCAACGGCGUGCUCGCGAUGGCCAGGGCCGCUCUGAACGAGUAG
This is a messenger RNA of Trichosporon asahii var. asahii CBS 2479, 918 nucleotides long. RefSeq names its product GAMM1 protein. NCBI's taxonomy places the organism in Eukaryota, Fungi, Basidiomycota, Tremellomycetes, Trichosporonales, Trichosporonaceae. Bases 1 to 918 code for a protein of 305 amino acids. The record is from RefSeq and is a predicted model, not a curated record. Gene Ontology annotation, cellular component: cytoplasm; nucleus. The transcript has 3 exons.